Onthophagus taurus is the source of this 3111-nucleotide messenger RNA. Lineage: Eukaryota; Metazoa; Arthropoda; Insecta; Coleoptera; Scarabaeidae. The record is from RefSeq and is a predicted model, not a curated record.
UUAUCUGGAUAUGCGUUUCUAGUCUCGUAUUAAAUUUCAGUUUUGAAACGAAACUAAAACAUAUUUAAUAAAAUGAGUUGAGAUUUAGAAACAUCGCGGUUAUUUCGGGUGUCAUGCGCUUUUGGGUUUUCGGUGGAGCUUAUUGAACGGAUUGGGAGCUUUUAGAUCGUUGGUGGAAAGCAUGGAUGCGUCUGGUUACGUGUUGGAUUUCCUUUCCACGAGAAGGGAUUGAAAUGUCGAAUUCGGUUUCACCACAAAACUUUCUGUAUUUUUCUAAGGAACUCAUUUAUUUUAAUAGAUUGUUGAUUUUUCCAAUGGUUGCUGAAGAAUUAAAACUUCGCUCCCCGUUAAUAAUAUGGAUAACCGUGUGUUUAACGGCGCUUCUAUUAUUCACAGACGUCUUCCAGUCUUUCAAGUACAACCUCCAAUUAUUACAACCGAAGUUCAUUGAUAACGAUGAGAAUCAGAUGGAGAAUAAAAAUACGAAACAAUUUUUGGUGACGACAGAAAAAUGUAACAUACCCGAAAUGGACCCGUACGAUAUUAGCGUAAGAGGAUUUAUUUUCGACGAAAAACCCGUGAGAUGCGAUAACGGACGUCCUCCUUUAUUCGAAUCAAAUCGAACUUCGAUUUAUAUUGAAGAAAAAUCGUUGCGAUUUUAUGGUAUUUUAGAUCGGCGAAAAUUAACUUGUAAAUACACUCCGUUUAAAAGGGUCGAUCCGGAAAAUGGAGUUAAAGAUAAUAAAGUCGUUUUUGGAUCGAGUGUUAAUUUUAGCGAUCAAACGAACGUAAACGACGAGUUUGUAAUGGUUGAAUGUUUUUAUAAGUCGUUGAGUAUUUAUAAAGAUUUUUUUGCUUUUGUACCAUUAAAAAAUAACGAUACCAAAAUUGACCAAAAUGAAUUUAAUGUGCUAGUGAUAGGUUUAGAUUCGGUGUCUAGGCUCAACUUCCAUAGGCAAAUGCCUAAAACCAAGUCGAUAUUAGAAAAAAUUAAGGCUGUGGAAUUAUUAGGUUAUAAUAAAGUAGGUGACAAUACUUUUCCAAAUUUGAUACCACUUUUAACCGGAUUAAGCGAAGAAGAUUUACAAAAAACUUGUUGGAAAAACGCAAGUUUGCAUUUCGAUGAUUGCCCGUUUAUAUGGAAAUUAUUUAAAAAAAAAAAUUAUACAACGGCUUUUGGGGAAGAUGCAUCUUGGAUGGGGACUUUUAAUUACCAAAAAAUGGGGUUUUUGAAACAACCAACCGAUUAUUUUUGGUGCCCUUUUAACAUGGUGGCUGAAAAACACAUUGGAGGCUCACACCGCAUGAACGUCCAACAAUGCGUUGGAUCCAGAGAGGUUUACAAAACCCUCUUAGAAUACGCAACAAAAUUUAUAACACAAAUGAAUCAUUUUAAACAAAAAUAUUUCGGAUUUUUUUGGCAAAACAGUUUAUCACACGAUUUCCUCAACAAACUAAAACUUGGUGAUACAUUUUACGCAAAUUUUUUAACAAACCUAAUCAAAAAUGACACCCUAAAAAACACAAUUUUAUUAUUUUUAAGCGAUCACGGAAUGAGAUGGGGUGCAAUUCGCACAACGUACCAAGGAAGAAUCGAAGAACGUUUACCAUUAAUUUAUAUUUAUUUACCUGAAAAUUUCAAGGAAUCAAACCCGAUUUCUUACUCAAAUUUAAUAAGAAAUAAACGCCGUUUAUCAACACCCUUCGAUAUUCAUCAAACCCUCUUAGAAUUAAUCCAACACCCCGAAAAACACACAAAUUUUAGUUAUAGCUUAUUUAAACCAAUCCCAGAAAAUAGAACUUGCGAAAACGCUUCGAUUUCUUCUCAUUGGUGUACCUGCCAUGAAAGCACAAAAUUACCUUUAAACGAUGCAACCGUCACGGAAGUUGCUUUGCAUACGGUCGAUUAUAUUAAUCGAUUAUUAAAAGGGACGGAAUGUUGGAAAUUAAAUCUUGCUGAAAUUACCGAUGCGAGAAAAUUUCAUUUUAACAAGUUUAAUCAAACUAAAUUUGUGCAGAAAAACUAUUAUUUUGAAGAUAUUUCUAUUGUUAUUAAAACUGAACCGGGUGACGGUCUUUUUGAGAGUACCGUAAGAAAGAGGUAUCAAAAGAAAAUUGGUAAUAAAACGAAAUAUACCUUGGAAACUGUGGGUAGUAUAAGCAGGUUGAAUUUGUAUGGUGGACAAAGUGUUUGUAUUACUGAUUAUCAUUUAAAGUUAUAUUGUUAUUGUCGUUAAAUUAAGAUUAAAAUUUUUUUUAUAAAAAAAUUUUUCCGUUUUGCGAAUAGUCGAGUAUUUAUAAUUCUCUUACAACCUUCUUGUAUAGAAGAAUUGCAAUUUUUUGGUCUGCAAUUUAACCAUUUUUGGCAAUUUAAUAUUGUCAUAUCUGAGAGUUUCAUGGAAUAACAUCUUCAAUACAAGAACAAUAAAUUUUAUAAGACUGCCAAGUCACUAUUUGAGACCAUAGACUCACUAUUCGAUUUUGAGAUUUUUUCUCUCAAAAUCGAAUUUGAGGUACUCGACGCUUUGCAAUAAAUAUUUUAUAAAUUGAACUGCUUCGUAUCAAGUUAACCCAACACAAAAAUGCUUACAUAAACAAUAAUCUAACGUUACAAAUUGAAAUAUAUUUUUUUAAGCAGAUAAACAAGGUAUUAACUAAUUUUAUUAAACCUUUUUCUUUUUUAAUUUCGAGUUAUAUUGGAUAAUACUUGAUUUAUUUGAAGUUCCUAAUCUUUUUUAUGUAUUAGAUAAUAUUUAUAGUGGAGUUUUUAUUUAUUAUAAUAAACAAUUGUUAUCGUAUUGGAUUAGAUUGAAUUAUCUUUUUAAAAUUUAUUGGAUUUAAGGUGUAAUUAAAUUCAUAAAUGAUUUAUUUGUGUAAUGUGUGCCAAAAAUGCUACUAAACUUUAUAUUUCCAUUAAUUUGGCUUUAAAUAUAUCCAAACAAAACGAUUAUUGGGCGUAAUGUUUAAAUGCGCAAAAUGUAAAUGUUCAGUAGUACAUUUUAAUGGAUAAUUAGCUUACUUUAUGUAUUCUUUUGUGCUCAAAACUUGUAACAUAUAAAACACAAAGUUAUCCUGUUGAAUGAAAAAAAAAUUACAAAUAUAUAUUUAUUU